Molecule: messenger RNA, 1170 nt
Organism: Paramuricea clavata
Lineage: Eukaryota; Metazoa; Cnidaria; Anthozoa; Malacalcyonacea; Plexauridae
Source: the annotation of a GenBank genome assembly
AUGUCCGGCAAACUCUACGAGACCUUAUGGUCUGCAAAAGAUUGGAAAUGUUCUCAUCCUCCUCCUCGCCUUUUCCUGCAUCACCUUCAUAAAUUUGUCCUUCAUCGUCGUCGGAAUCAAUAUCAUUCCCAUCACAACAUCGUCAUCACCAGAAUCCUGGUCGUUACUAUUUCUGUCAUGCAUCAUCAGAAAGUUUACGGUUUAAAAAGUGUAAUUCUUGGUUGGAUCCCAAAUCCCCGCACUGAAAUGAACAGGUCAUACAACAGAAUUUACACUUACGAAUUAUUUUAUUUGGAACGGGUCGGCUAUUUUGCUGAAACCAAUAAAGGUUUCAAGAAAACCUUCCACGCUGAAGCUAGAAGAGAGCACUGUACGACCAUGAAGAGGGUAGUACAGAUAAAAAAAAACAAGUGGACCAACUUAAAUCUGAAAAGUAUCCUUUCAUUCAGGGCUAGAAUUUUCCUCAGGGAAGAUCAUGUCCUAAAACCUCAUGACUCCAAAACUAUAAGACAGAAUAUGCUGGCAAUUGAAAACAUUGAAACGUCUAUUGAUAAGAUGGAAAAAAGCAUCAAAGAACACAUGGAAAAAACUAUUCGUUCAUCGUGAAUUUUGAUCGGACGCAAAACAGCACAUGAUUUUGACGAAAGUUAGCUAACCGUACCUGCAGGCUCUUAGAAGUGAGUUAAACAAUAUACAUGCUAGACGUAAAGAUCUUGAGAAAACAUGUAAUUUAGCAUUAAAACACAUUUUCUCCUCUAUGAGAAGGAAGUCUCGCUCGAAGAAGCAAAACAGCAGCAAGAGCAAGAAAAGGAAGAAGAAUCGAAAUGUAUAGCAAGAAUUGCAGAGCUUUUAAAGAAUAUUGCUCAAGGGUGCAAGGAAGGAAAGGCAUGUGCAAAAGACAAUUUCAUCAAGGAACUUGGAAAGAGAGAAAGAAAAUGGGCAAUAGCUUUGACAUCUUCAAGGUGUAAUUUACUUGAUGGCAGUGCCAAAUUCAUGGUAUGCAACAUUUUAGAUGUUGGUGGAAAUGCCAGUGACGACAGUGGAAGUUGGUAUGAAGUUGAUCAGGAUGGUAGUAGACGUGAUGACAAUGCAAGUGAUUAUUGUGAAAGUGAUGUUGGUAGAACUGAUAAUAUAAAUAGAAGUGAUGUUGCUGUGAUGAUGGAAGUGUUG